Messenger RNA from Cuscuta europaea, 3582 nucleotides. The record is from the annotation of a GenBank genome assembly. Lineage: Eukaryota; Viridiplantae; Streptophyta; Magnoliopsida; Solanales; Convolvulaceae.
UAUUCAGCUCUUUCACGAAGGCUAUUCCUUCCUCCUCUCGUCUUUAAUGAAAUCUGAAGAAACUCCCUCUUCUCCCUUUCUUGAUUUCUCUCUCUAAAAUCCUCUGAUCAGAUUCGCGAACUCCACCGUAUAUUUAUAACGAUGUAUGUAUACUAACACACGAUCAACUAUUGUCAAACAUUUUUCUUUUAUUGCUGAGUUGAUGAGCCCCCAGAGUUGCUGUUCUAUUGAUUUCGGCGUGUAUUGAGCCUCAAACCCUAAUUUUCAUUAUCAUAUGGGAUUUUUUUAAUUCUUUUGUUACCUCUAUUUUUCCUAUACUCAGUAUCUUAUGCUUGCUAGGCUUCCAAUUUUUUCAUUUUUCUCCACCCAAAAAUUUAAUAUCUCGUGAACUGGAGGGUCUUUGUCUGUCUAUUGGGCUAGUCUUUCUCAUUGUAUUGAGAUUUUGGUAAGUAUUUAUGUAGAGGUUUCGUUGUUCAUCAAUCAUCAUCAGUAAUUCAAUAGGUAUAAAUGUCGUUUAAAUUCAUAAUUGAAAAUUGAAGUUAUCCUCUGGCUAUUUUUUCAAUUAAAAAGGCUUAAUGCAAAUGUCUGUAAUAAUAAUAAUAAAAUUAAUACGUAUUAUUAUUAUUAUGAUUAAUACGUAUAAUAAAAAAAUUUCAGCUCAAAAAAAAGAUUUUCAAUUUUUUUUAAAAUGACGUCAAGCGCUACAUGCUUUUUCAAUAGCUGUGGUGUUGUCAAUGAUCGCACUCUUAGCUCAUAUAGUCAUAUUCGCUUCUGGUUUGAGAUGUCUAGUUUUGUCUUUCCAUUUCAUACACUUCAGAAAAGAGAAACCACUUGAUUGGAGCAAAAUUAUUGAUCACUUAGUUCACUUGUAUUGAUGGUUAAGGUCCAUCUUCGAAUAACUUUCAUACUGAUUGUUAGUAUGCAGAUAAGACGAGGAGGUGUUCAUUUCCUGUUAGAUGUGAAAUAUAAUGGAUAAUUCUGAGGUUGAAAGGAAUUUGUGCUCGAUUGGUGAACCUAAGCUACAUGGAGGAAUGUGCAAAGUUCUAUCUGAUGUAUAUGCCAAAGUUUUGGCCAUAUUUCCUGAUCUGGAAGCAGCUCGACCAAGGAGCACUUCAGGCAUUCAGGCACUGUGUUCUCUGCACAUAGCCCUUGAGAAGACAAAGAACAUUCUUCAGCACUGUGCUGAUUGCAGUAAACUUUACCUGGCAAUAACAGGAGAUUCUAUUGUGCUUAAGUUUGAGAGGGCAAGAUGUGCUCUACAAGAUGGUCUACGUCGGGUUGAAGAUAUAGUUCCACAAACCAUUGGUUGUCAGAUUUCUGUAAUUCUUGGUGAACUUGAGGACAUUGAGUUCUCAAUUGAUCCGACGGAGAAACAAAUUGGUGAUGACAUCAUUGGAUUACUUCAGCAAGGUCGCAAAUUCAACAACAAAGAUAACGACAACAGUGAACUCGAGACUUUUCAUAAGUCUGCUUCUAGACUAGGUAUUACCUCUUCACGUGCAUCUCUUAGAGAAAGAAGAGCUUUGAGAAAACUAAUAAAAAGAGCACAGUCAGAAGAAGACAAAAGAAAAGAGUCAAUUGUUGCUUACCUUUUGUACUUGCUAAGCAAAUAUUCCAAAUUGUUUAGAAGUGAACUCUCAGAUGAAAAUGAUUCACAAUGUUCAACCCCAUGUUCUCCAAACAUUCAGGAAUCUCUAGACAGCCAUAAUCAUUCCUUUGACCACCCACAACUUUCAAAGCCGAGUUCUUUUAAUUUUAAACCAAACUUUGGGAGGUCAGACCAGAAUCCUGUCCCACCUGAAGAGUUAAGAUGUCCAAUCUCAUUGCAGCUAAUGUAUGACCCAGUGAUCAUUGCUUCUGGGCAAACAUAUGAAAGGAUAUGUAUUGAGAAGUGGUUUGACGACGGGCACAAGACGUGCCCUAAAAGUCAACAGGAGCUUCCUCAUCUUGGAUUGACGUGCAAUUACUGCGUAAAAGGUCUGGUUGCUAGUUGGUGCGAACAGAAUGGGGUUCCUAUUCCCGAUGGCCCCCCAGAGUCUCUUGACCUCAAUUAUUGGAGACUGGCACUCUCCCAAAGUGAAUCUGCAACUUCCAUUUCCGUUGAAAGCAUCGAGUCCUGCAAGUCAAAGGUCAAUAAAGAGAGUGAAAGUCUGUGUAGUGCCAUUGAAAGAUGUGAUGCUAUUUUAGAAACUUUAGAACAAGAGGUUAAUUUAAGAGAGAAGUGUGAAGUUGUUGAACAGAUUCGGACUCUGGUGAAGGAUGAUGAAGAAGUAAGAAUGUAUAUGGGGGCAAAUGGUUUUCUUGAGGCUUUGAUGCUGUUUUUGGAGUCCGCUGUUGAAGCUAGGGAUGAAAUGGCCCAGGAAAUUGGUGCUAUGGCUCUCUUCAACCUAGGCGUGGAUAAUAAUAGAAACAAGGGAAUGAUGUUGUCAGCUGGAGUACUUCCAUUAUUGGAAAAAAUGAUUGCUUCUAAUUCUUCCACCUCUAUUCCUGCAUCAACAGCCCUUUACCUCAACCUUUCCUGUCAUGAAGAAGUCAAACCUGUCAUCGGAACCAGUGAUUUCGCCGUGCCCUUCUUAAUCAGGGUUCUUAAUAAGCACUCUUCCAACCCCACCCAAUGCCAGCUAGACGCUCUUCACGCCCUCUUCAAUCUUUCCACCAACCCAACUAACAUACCACACCUCAUGUCAUCCAGGAUUAUUGACAGUCUUCUCCCUAUGAUGUCACGCUCCGGUGACCUGGUAGGAAAAUGUGUGGCGAUAAUUACCAACUUGGCCUCAAGUAAGACUGCUACAGAUGAAAUUAUCUCAAAGCCAGGUCUUAUCAGCAGGCUCUCAUCUGUACUGGACAUGGGUGGGCCCACAGAACAGGAACAAGCUGCCGCAUGUCUUGUGAUGCUAUGUAAUAGGAAUGAGAAGUGCAGUGAGAUGGUCCUACAAGAAGGGGUGGUGCCUUCUUUGGUGUCGAUGUCAGUGAAUGGGACAGGUAGGGGUAAGCAGAAGGCAAAGAAGCUUUUGAUGCUGUUUCGUGAACAGAGACACAGACAGAAGGAACCCUCUUGGGAGGUUACGAGUCCACAGUCUUCGCUGCCUGAGAGCAAUGAUCCGGGGAACAAGCCUGUUGAUGAUGGUUUAAAGCCACUAUUUAAGUCAACCUCAAAAAGAAAACUAGGGAAAGCUCUGAGUUCUUUGUGGAAGAACAAAUCUUUUUCAGUAUACCAGUGUUAGAUGAUUUAGCCAGCAAAUCUGUCUUUUGAACAUUUUGGCCUAGGACUCUCCACCUAGUGCAUUUCAGAAUAGAGAUGUAUAUAUCCCUUUUUACAUAUACAUUCCUAGUAUCCUGCCACAAGGGCAUAUAUAUAUACUAUAAAUAUAAUGAUAUGUAUCUACAAGGGAAAGAGAUGUAAAGUUGUAAAAUACUACAUCCGUCCCAUAAUGUUGUACUUCUCAUUUGUUGUUUCCGUUGUAUUUUAGGUACAGAAUCGUGUGAUUGAGGUUUUAUUUUAAAGUUAGAAUAAAAACAAAUUGCACUAUUCUAGAUAAAAAAACUGCUACUUGCGUAACAGUUGGACGACCAAAGUCUUGC